Monodelphis domestica (gray short-tailed opossum) is the source of this 948-nucleotide messenger RNA. Its product is annotated as olfactory receptor 52H1-like. Gene Ontology annotation, biological process: G protein-coupled receptor signaling pathway. The record is from RefSeq and is a predicted model, not a curated record. Gene Ontology annotation, molecular function: G protein-coupled receptor activity; olfactory receptor activity. Gene Ontology annotation, cellular component: plasma membrane. Lineage: Eukaryota; Metazoa; Chordata; Mammalia; Didelphimorphia; Didelphidae.
AUGGACUCAUUCAACAUGAGCAGCUUCAGUAGAGGACCCUUCAUUCUGAUGGGCAUUCCAGGGCUGGAAGACUUUCACAUCUGGAUUAGUAUCCCUUUUUGCAUCAUCUACCUUGUGGCCAUUGCAGGUAACUCCAUCCUGCUGUACCUCAUCACUGUGGAACAUAGCCUACAUGCACCCAUGUUCUACUUUCUUGCUAUGUUAACAGUCACUGAUCUUGUCUUGUCCUCCACUUGUGUCCCCAAAACUCUCAGCAUAUUCUGGCUUGGACCUCAGGAAAUUGCCUUCUCCAGCUGUCUCACUCAAUUGUUUUUCCUCCACUAUAGUUUUGUCCUAGACUCUGCCAUCUUGUUGGCCAUGGCAUUUGACCGCUAUGUGGCCAUCUGUUCGCCACUGAGAUAUACAACCAUCCUGACACCUCAGGUCAUUGUCAAAAUUAUGGUGGGCAUCUCCUUCAGGAGCUUCUGUGUAUUUGUCCCUUGUGUUUUUCUGGUAGAUAGGCUACCUUUCUGCCGAACACACAUUAUCCACCACACAUACUGUGAGCACAUCGGUGUGGCCCGGCUUUCUUGUGCUGACAUUUCCAUUAACAUCUGGUAUGGUUUUUGUGUGCCAAUUAUGACUGUCAUCAUAGAUGUUGUCCUUAUUGCCAUCUCCUACACACUCAUUCUCAAGGCUGUCUUUCGCCUCCCUUCUCUUGAUGCUCGUCAGAAGGCUUUAAGCACCUGUGGCUCCCAUGUUUUUGUCAUCCUUAUGUUCUAUAUCCCAGCCUUCUUCUCUAUCCUUGCUCACCGCUUUGGGCACAAUGUACCUCUCACCUUCCACAUUAUGUUUGCCAACCUCUAUGUUGUCAUCCCUCCUGCCCUCAACCCAAUUAUUUAUGGAGUGAAGACAAAACAGAUAAGGGACAAGGUUUUCCUCUUGUUUUCUAUAAAGGGAACAAAGUGA